Ylistrum balloti is the source of this 990-nucleotide messenger RNA. RefSeq names its product homeobox protein DBX1-A-like. NCBI's taxonomy places the organism in Eukaryota, Metazoa, Mollusca, Bivalvia, Pectinida, Pectinidae. Gene Ontology annotation, molecular function: DNA binding; DNA-binding transcription factor activity, RNA polymerase II-specific. The record is from RefSeq and is a predicted model, not a curated record. Gene Ontology annotation, biological process: regulation of transcription by RNA polymerase II. The transcript is spliced from 4 exons. The coding region runs from base 1 to 990 and encodes 329 amino acids.
AUGUUUCCCAACAUGAUUUCGCCAUCUCCUCUGUACCAUACUUUUUUCCGGACGGCACAUUUAGCAGGACAGCCUAACGCUACCGCUGCGUCAGCUUCUUUUCUUGUGGAGAACCUUUUAAGAGACAGAGGACAUGCCCUAUUAUCACGAAAUGGGCCGGGAAGUGCAGGGAUAGUUUCCCAUCCCGGGACAGGACAAAGCCAGGAUGAACACAUCGUACCGUCCUCAAUCAGUAGCCAAAAUCCGACACCCUAUCUGAAGUUCGGAGUAAACGCUAUACUCGGUGCUGGAGGAGAACAAACGACAAAAUUAAGUGACAAGACGCCGUUGACCCCGGGAAUGGUAAGCAAUCCUGGAUCUGCCUCCUCCACGCCCCCUACAACGUGCGUGAAAAGUUCGGGGUAUGGCGGUCAACAUUUCGGCUGCCAAGGAUGUUCCGUCCGUCACCCGUCCGUAUAUGACAAUCACUUUUCCGGUUUUCUUCGCCAUCCCUACCUCGCUGCUCCUCCUCUCCUGCCGGUGCCGAACGCCUUUUCAUUUCUGACUAACAUGCGGGGAAAGCCAAGGAGAGGGAUGUUACGGCGAGCUGUUUUCUCAGACAUGCAGAGGAAAGGCCUGGAAAAAAUGUUCCAGAAACAGAAAUAUAUCAGCAAGCCAGAUAGGAAAAAGUUAGCGGCGAAAUUAGGACUGAAGGAUUCACAGGUGAAAAUAUGGUUUCAAAACAGACGAAUGAAAUGGCGAAAUUCCAAAGAAAGAGAACUUUUGUCGUCCGGUGGAUCUCGAGAUUCAGCUCUAAACAGCAAAGACGAGGAAACAGACUCUCAUUUCGACCAACCUCCAAAGGACGACGAGGAUGAUCUCAUGCACGCUUCAGUGAACACAGAUAACAACAGUGCUUUGGACUUGUCAUCAGAAAUCUCUAAAAGAGAAGAGGGAAGCGACCCGGCGGAUUCGUCAGAUGACGACGAUGAUUUGAUAGAUGUGUCCUAA